GGGCUGCGCGGAGGUCGGGGCAGAUAAGGAACAAUGACGCCCCCCGGGAGGAGGACGGAAGUCCCGCUGCCACCUUAUCUCCGCGCCUCCGUCUCCUCCGGGCUCCCCGAGCCCUUUCUCUAAAGAUUUGGAAGGCGCCUCUUGACUCCCUCUGCAGCUGUUCUGAAUACCUCCGAGUCUAGAAAUUGAUUAUUCAACCAGGACAUCUAAUUCAAGACUGCCAGAUCGGGAGACUGAGACAUUUUGUCAGUUUUGCGACAUUGGACCGAAUACAAUGAAGUAUUCUUGCCGUGCUCUAGUGCUGGCUGUCCUGGGCACAGAACUGCUGGCGACCCUGUGUUCCACUGUGAGGUCUGCGAGGUUCAGAGGACGGACACAGCAAGAACGAAAAAAUAUCCGACCCAACAUCAUUCUUGUGCUCACCGAUGACCAAGAUGUGGAGCUGGGGUCCCUGCAAGUCAUGAACAAAACGAGGAAGAUUAUGGAGCAUGGAGGGGCCACCUUCACCAACGCCUUUGUGACCACACCCAUGUGCUGCCCGUCCCGCUCAUCCAUGCUCACCGGAAAGUACGUGCACAACCACAAUGUCUACACAAACAACGAGAACUGCUCUUCACCCUCGUGGCAAGCAAUGCAUGAACCUCGGACCUUUGCUGUGUAUCUUAACAACACUGGCUACAGAACAGCCUUUUUUGGAAAAUACCUCAAUGAAUAUAAUGGCAGCUAUAUCCCUCCUGGGUGGCGAGAAUGGCUUGGAUUAAUCAAGAAUUCUCGUUUCUAUAAUUACACUGUUUGUCGCAAUGGCAUCAAAGAAAAGCAUGGAUUUGAUUAUGCAAAGGACUACUUCACAGACUUAAUCACUAACGAGAGCAUUAAUUACUUCAAAAUGUCUAAGAGAAUGUAUCCCCAUAGGCCCAUUAUGAUGGUGAUCAGCCACGCUGCGCCUCACGGCCCGGAGGACUCAGCCCCACAGUUUUCAAAACUGUACCCCAAUGCCUCCCAACACAUAACUCCUAGUUAUAACUAUGCACCAAAUAUGGAUAAACACUGGAUUAUGCAGUACACAGGACCAAUGCUGCCCAUCCAUAUGGAAUUUACAAAUGUUCUACAGCGCAAGAGACUCCAGACUUUGAUGUCGGUGGAUGAUUCUGUGGAAAGGCUGUACGACAUGCUCGUGGAGACAGGCGAACUGGACAACACUUACAUCAUUUACACCGCCGACCACGGUUACCACAUUGGGCAGUUUGGACUGGUCAAGGGGAAAUCCAUGCCAUAUGACUUUGACAUCCGUGUGCCUUUCUUUAUUCGUGGUCCGAGCGUGGAACCAGGAUCAAUAGUCCCACAGAUUGUUCUUAACAUCGACCUGGCCCCUACAAUCCUGGAUAUCGCUGGGCUCGACACACCUCCCGAUGUGGAUGGCAAGUCUGUCCUCAAACUUCUGGACCUGGAAAAGCCAGGUAACAGGUUUCGAACAAACAAGAAGGCCAGAAUUUGGCGUGACACAUUUCUAGUGGAAAGAGGCAAAUUUUUACGCAAGAAGGAGGAAUCCAGCAAAAACACUCAACAGUCCAAUCACUUGCCAAAAUACGAGAGAGUCAAAGAACUGUGCCAGCAGGCCAGGUACCAGACAGCCUGUGAGCAGCCUGGGCAGAAGUGGCAGUGCACUGAGGAUACAUCUGGCAAGCUUCGCAUCCACAAAUGCAAAGGACCGGGCGACCUGCUCACCGUCCGGCAGAGCACGCGCAGCCUCUACGCUGGAGGCUUCCACGACAAGGACAGAGAGUGCACCUGCAGGGAGGCUGGUUAUCGCCCCAGUCGAAGCGAGAGGAAGAGCCAGAGGCAGUUCCUGAGGAGCCAGGGAACCCCAAAGUAUAAGCCCAGGUUCGUCCACACCCGGCAGACCCGAUCUUUGUCUGUCGAAUUUGAAGGCGAGAUAUAUGACAUCAAUCUGGAAGAAGAAGAUUUGCGAGUGCUGCAGCCAAGGAGCAUUGCUAAGCGUCACGACGAAGGCCACCAGGGCUUAGGGAGUCGCCAGUCAGCCAGUGAUGGCCACGACGAGGAGAUGCUGGCGGACAGCAGCAAUGCCGUGGGCCUACCCACUACCGUCCGCGUGACACACAAGUGCUUUAUUCUUCCAAAUGACACAAUUCAUUGUGAGAGAGAGCUGUAUCGAUCAGCCAGAGCCUGGAAGGACCACAAGGCUUACAUUGAUAAAGAGAUUGAAGCACUGCAAGAUAAAAUUAAGAAUUUAAGAGAAGUGAGGGGGCACCUAAAGAGAAGAAAGCCGGAGGAAUGCAGCUGCAGCAAGCAGAGCUAUUACAAUAAAGAAAAAGGUGUGAAAAGGCAAGAGAAGCUAAAGAGCCAUCUUCACCCAUUCAAGGAGGCGGCUCAAGAAGUAGACAGCAAGCUGCAGCUUUUCAAGGAGAACCGUCGGAGGAAGAAGGAGAGGAAGGAGAAGAAACGCCAGCGGAAGGGAGAGGAGUGCAGCCUGCCCGGCCUCACCUGCUUCACACACGACAACAACCACUGGCAGACGGCCCCCUUCUGGGACUUGGGAUCGUUCUGUGCUUGCACAAGUUCUAACAAUAACACCUACUGGUGUUUGCGCACAGUUAAUGAGACGCAUAAUUUUCUUUUCUGCGAGUUCGCAACUGGCUUUUUGGAGUAUUUUGAUAUGAAUACAGACCCUUAUCAGCUCACAAAUACAGUGCACACGGUCGAACGGGGCGUUUUGAAUCAGCUACACGUACAAUUAAUGGAGCUCAGAGGCUGCCAGGGGUAUAAACAGUGCAACCCAAGACCUAAGGGCCUUGACGUGGGAAGUAAAGAUGGAGGAAGCUAUGACCUACACAGAGGGCAGCUAUGGGAUGGAUGGGAAGGUUAAUCUGUCCAACCCACUGCAGAUGCCACCUGGCCGGCCUGGCAGAGUUACAGUGUGAAUGGACGUAGCUCACAAAUCAGGCACAGCCGUAGACUUAGCCUGGUAACGACUGAUUACUUGAAGGAUACAGCUAGAGUAUUUGCACUGCUGAACACUCUGAGCAAAAGCCAGCAAGUCCGACUGAAACUGCUCACGGUGAUGGGCUCCCGGUCGUCUCUGCUGAGCACCCAGCGCCAGUGGCGAUGCCUUCUGCAGAGUCGGACAGAGACCCAAGUCAGACAGCCGGGAAGCUCUUCAUUUGGCCUUGCCAGCUGACCUUCGGACCCUUCAUUUGAUCCGACCGACAUUAAGUCCAGAGAGUACACUUGAACGGAAUAAUGACAUUCCAGAGGUGAAUCAUCCGAAUUCUGAACACUGGAGAAACGGCAGACCUAAAAAACAGAUGGGGCACGAGGAGGUGGAUCGUGCUGAAACAGUUUCAGCGACAGCGGCCUCACAGAGCUGGCGCUCCAGCCCCGCCCCAGGCUGCAGCCCCCAGCCCCGCUGGUGGCCCUGGAGAGCGUGUGUUGGAAGAUGAGCUGUGUCUCCCCGUGCAUUCUGAUGGAAGCAUCGUUCAUCAGGUGCUCCGGGUGCACAGCCCAGAGCAGCCUGCUCCUGCCCGCUGAGCGCAGUGAGGAGCGACCCGAAGGAGGGCUUGGGGCAGGGCCUCCUCUCCGCUCUCCUUGGAUGAGAUGAAGUCGUUAUCCUAAACAUGAGGUUUCCUUUUAACUUUUUCUUAGCAAACAAGUAACAGCAAUCCUGGCUGCCAACAUUCCAAGUUACCCUGAGUCCGAUCGUGCAGACUUUAGUGUGCCUGUGGGGGAGAGGGGCGAGAGCAUCCAGCAACUCCGCAUCUCAUCGUAAUUCACUCUGCCAGGAGUAGAAAGAAUGUUUGGGUUAUUUUUUUGUUUUGUUUUGUUUUGGGAGCUAAAACAGUAUUAUCUUAUGGAGGUUGUAGGGGCAUGCAUAUAUAAAUGUUAUCCAGUCAAAAUGGCUAGAAUUGUGCCUUUCGUGGUCUCUAAAACUUGACGUCCUUGGUGAAUCUGUCAGUACACUUUCACUGCCUGCGCAAUGAAGUUCUAAUGCAUUUUUAACCACUGGAAUUUUUCAAUGUCAUCAUUUCUGGUUCAGUGAUUUUGCACUUUUGAGAUUGGCAGGCCAUGUCUGUUUGGUUAGCAUUAUUAUUAUAUUAUUGUUAUUAACAGGGUUAUCACAGUCACGCUGCGCUCGGUGUGAUAAAGUAAAAUACACUCCCGAGGACGACACACAGUAUAGAUCACAUGCUGUUUAACAUAAGCUUUUGCCAGAACACAGUGCAUGCGCUUUACCUUGACUUGCUAAGAUUGAUUAGCAGAAAGGCAUGGCUAACAAUGCUGGUGGUAAAAAUAAACAAAGAAGACUAAGAUUGCCUGCUCUCUCUGUGCCUAGCCUCGAGUUGUUCACCUGUACUUAAGAUUGUGAAAUUUUAAUUAUUUUCAUGACAGAAGAAAAGGGACUAAAGACCUUGGCUUUCAUCUUUAUUUUGUUUUCUCGGCCUCAUUAAUAAGCUUAAGUGUUGAGAAAAUAUAUGUAGUCUUAAAUUUAUAUAAGGAACUUUUUCAGUUAACUAAAAUCAUGAACGUUCAUUCCAUAAUUUAAAUGCAUCAUAAGGGAGAUUAAUUUUGUGACAUUGUUGAAUGACUAUUUUAAGUCCUUCACCACCAACUUCAGAAUUUUUAAAGACAAAAUUGCUGUUGAAAAAUCUGUAUUCUUGCCAAUAUUCUUGUUUUGUAUUAGAUUUUUAAAUACCAGCAAAAGGAAUACCUCACUGAAAGUCAUCAGAACCCUAUUCAAUUGCUCGAGAUUAUUUUGUCUCAGUGGUUUUCUUUUUAUUUUUAGAAACUCAAACAUUUAGAUAAGUUAUGUUUUCACUAAGUGUUUAAGAUAAACUUUUAAAGAAAAUUUAAUAUGUUAUAGUUGUAUCUUUGGUAACUUUAAGUCUUUAUCAUAGACUCUGUACAUAUGUUAAAAUUAGCAUUUAUCAGAUGUGUGUGUCAUCAGAUGAAUGACAGAAUAAACAUAUUUAUGGUCAUGAAUGAUGCUCUUUGUAAAAAGAUUUCAAGAUAUUAGGAAGUAUACUGUGUUUUUAAUCCUGUAUAAUACCCUGUGAUACUUUUAUAGAACAAUUCUGGCUUCAGGAAAGUCUAGAAGCAAUAUUUCUUGAAAUAAAAGGUGUUCAAAAUAUACCUGUGUCAGAGAAAUGAACUUAACCAUUUUAUGGCAGGCAC
Fukomys damarensis (Damara mole-rat) is the source of this 5187-nucleotide messenger RNA. RefSeq names its product sulfatase 1 (gene Sulf1). Gene Ontology annotation, cellular component: endoplasmic reticulum; plasma membrane; Golgi apparatus. The transcript is spliced from 21 exons. Gene Ontology annotation, molecular function: glycosaminoglycan binding; calcium ion binding; N-acetylglucosamine-6-sulfatase activity. NCBI's taxonomy places the organism in Eukaryota, Metazoa, Chordata, Mammalia, Rodentia, Bathyergidae. The coding region runs from base 275 to 2884 and encodes 869 amino acids. The record is from RefSeq and is a predicted model, not a curated record.